AUGCCUUACUGGUCGAAGUUGGCUGUGAGUCUGGCAGAGCGUCGUCGAGCAUUUCGAACCUGGUGGCAAAGUCGAGACGGAUAUGAUACUGAUUUCUUCGGCGUGGUUUGUUGUGCAUGUUUCUGGGGUGGUCGGACGCCACAUUGGAACUUGAUGGUCGAAGGCGAACCUGAAGUCUCAGCAACGCUGCGUAUGAUCCCGGCAUUGGGCGAGGGAGUUAUGGAGGUUAAUGUCUUACACGUCGACGACAUCGACAGGCCGCCUUUCGAGAGAUUUGACGAGCUGGGAAAAGUUUGGCUAACCGACGGCACGAGCUUUCCCGUGACUGAGGUCGCAUGGCUCUCGAUCGACAUCACCGACGACCUGAUGUAUCAAUCGGUUUUGCUCGCCACGCUGCGGGACAGGAGAAACAAGCAGCGAAACGCGAGCUUACGUACAGAACUUCAGCUCUGGUUCCCUGGCAGUCUGCAAUCCUUAGAGCCCGCUUUUCGUCGUCUGGAAAAAAACAACUCCUUUUGUCGCGAUGCUUCUACAGCUUGCCCUGCUGUCUUCUUUUUUGAGCUGGAGACUGAGAGCAAGCGUCUGCCCAACAUGUUUGCAAAAGCACAGCUAACGACUGCGAUAGCAGCAUUUUGCGAGCUCAAAUUCGUAGCCGUCAGAGGGGCUGAAGUAAGCUUGUCAGUCGCCAUGCAGACUCCCGCCACGAGGACUCCCCUCAAGAAGACUCUCCACGACAUCAAGGUGCAGUUGGAAACGGGGAAGAGCCUACGAGGCGUUCCGCUGACCGAAGAGCAGAUGGUAGCACUUAGGACUCGUCAGCAGGAACUCAGGCGGCAGCAGGUCGCCAAUCGAAGUGCGGCCGUCGCCGUGCUGACGGAGCACCAAACGACGGAGACCAACCGCAUGAUCGGAUCCGUGGAGGCCGCUACUGCCACAGUGUGUCAAGACGUCGGCAACGCCAUCGCGGCGUCUGAGCACAGGACCCGCGACUUUGUGCUGGAGUCUGAGAACAGGCUUUUGGGCACCUUGCGAUCCUUGUUCGAGAGGCCUCGCAGGGCUAGCAACGCGUCCCAGGCGGCGGAUGGAGCCAAUCCCGAGGGCGGCAAGAAGCGCAAGAUUGAUCCCGAGGCCGAGCGGAAGAAGGAGGAGAAGAAGGCCGAGAACGCCCGCAAGAAAGAUGAGAAGAAAUCCGAGGCCGAUCGCAAGAAGCGCGAGCGCGAGCACAAGAAAGCCGAGAACGACGAGAAGAAAGCCCAGAAGAAAGCCGACGCCGAUCGCAAGAAGAGCGAGGCUGCCGAGAAAAAGCGCAAGAAAGACGAAGCCUCGCACCAGAAGAUUGUCGACAAGUACAACAAGAGCUGUGAGAAACAGAACAAGAUUCAGUCCGACGCAGCUGAGGGCCCGUCUGCUGAGGGCGCCAACGCGGCCCCGUCAGUCAGCAAAUCGCUGAGGGCGUUCUUUGCUAAGAAAUGA
Symbiodinium sp. CCMP2592 is the source of this 1473-nucleotide messenger RNA. The record is from the annotation of a GenBank genome assembly. Lineage: Eukaryota; Dinophyceae; Suessiales; Symbiodiniaceae.